CACGCACUGUCGAUUGUUUGGCAGCUCUAAAAGAAAGGAGGAAAAAAAACCUAGAUAAUAAUAAAGCAGAGAAAAGAGAAAAGCAUCGGUUAUAUUGGAUCGGAUCGGAUAUCGGAAGCAUCCAGUGACCACUGACCACUGACCAAAUGGGUAACUUUGUGAGCAGGCAAAAUGCGGCAGUGGAGGAGGCGGAUCCGAGCACUAACAAUGCCUACAAAUAUCCACCGAGAAUGGGCAACUUCUUUGGCACCCACUUCAUUAUGGGCGGGGAGCGCUUCGACACGCCCCAACCGGAAUCGUACUUGUUUGGCGAGAAUGCGGAUCUGAAUUUUUUGGGCAAUCGGCCCACGGCCUUCCCGUAUCCACCGCCGCAGGCCAACGAACCGACCAAGACCCUGAAAAGUCUGGUCAACAUUCGCAAGGAGUCGGUGCGUUUCGUGAAGACCCUGAACGACAAGAAACUGGGCACUGGCGUGGUGGACAAGCCCAAGAUGAAGGAAAUCGACAGGGAUCUGGAUCUGGACAAGGAGAAGUCCAAUGUGACCAUCGAGGAUGUGGACGGCAAUGUGCUGUGCUCCAUGGGCCUGGGUGGCGGUGAUGCCGAUAUGACGCCACCACCGCCACCGUGCUCGUACAACAUCGAGUUCACCUUCGACUCGGACGCCAAGUGCGCCAUUACCAUCUACUACUUUUGCUCGGAGGACGUCAGUCCCAGCGGCGUGACGCUGGUGCCGCGCGAGGGCCUCACCUCAGAGACGUACCACUACGAGAAGGGCAUCAAUCAGUGCUUCUCGCAGCCGGGUCACGUCUUCAAUCCGCAGCAGAUGCCCGAGGACGAGCUGGGCUACAGCCCCGGCCGGGAACAGUACCCAGUGGCCAUCCACUGUGUGGUGGAGGAGGGCAGCGACGAGUGCCGCCAGUCGCACACCACCAUCUGUGUGAUCGACCAUCAUCCGGAGAACGGCAGCUAUGUGCUGCGCGCCCUCAAGCAGAAGAUCUUCGUGGAUGGCCUGUGCUAUCUGCUGCAGGAGAUCUACGGCAUCGAGAACAAGGCGGUGAAUAAGACAUCCCUGGACGAGGAGAUCGACGAUCAUGGCAGCGAGUGUGUCAUCUGCAUGAGUGAGACCAGGGACACGCUGAUCCUGCCCUGCCGUCAUCUCUGCCUGUGCAAUUCGUGUGCGGACUCGCUGCGCUACCAGGCCAACAACUGUCCCAUCUGUCGGGCCCCGUUUCGAGCUCUGCUCCAGAUCCGGGCUGUCCAGAAGGGUAUUAGCACGCAUGUGCUGCACCAGAACACGCCCACAUCGACGGCCGGGGAGCCGGCGCCGGUGGACGUGCCGCCGGGCUACAUUCCCGUCUCGCUGAUCGAGGCGCUCAACGGACCACCGCAGUAUGUGGCCAGGGCCAGGACCAGUGAUCACGACAUCACAGACUCCGCCGCCACAGUGGCCGCCUCGACAAUGACCAGUGCCGACAUCAAGGCCACCUCGCCCAUCAAGUCCAGCAGCCAGCGUCGGCCGAAGAUCAAGAAGAACGCCUCGACAUGCACGUCGACCAGUGAGGUGGGCACCAUUACCAACCAAUCGGGCGGCAAUGCCAACGGCUCAUCCACACACUCCGUGGAGAUCGAAAGCGAUCCGAAGAAGUCUAGCGCGGCCACCUGUACUUCGCCCACUUUGGGGGCAUCCACGUCGCCGGAUGCCAAACAGGACAAGCUGCAGAUCGUCAAUGAGCGCAAGUAUCCCAGAUCCACGGCUGGAUCCGGUGGCGAUGGCUCUGCCGGCACCGACGACGAUGUGGACAGCGAGAACGAGAAGCUAUCGCCGUUGCUUUCGCCCGGCAGCAAGAGCAAGAACAUGUCUAGCAAAUCGCUGAAGCAAGUGGUCGCCUGUCUGGAGGCAGAUGAAGUGGAUAAGAAUGGCGGUGGUGGCGCAGGUGGCGGUGGCGGUGGCGGUGGCGAUACCCCAAGCGAGGAGUCUAGCCUCAAAAUGGCCUCCUCGCUGAAGCGCUCCAAACCGAGGCCAGAACUUAGCGGUGGCGGGGCAUCUUCGCCCGCCGAGGCCACGGCCGAGGAUUCGGAUUACUACACGCCGGAGGAUACUCAGAACUCGAUAUUGAGCCCAUUGUGCCCCACGGAGCGGGCCAAGAGUGGUGAUCCAUUGGGCGCGGGAGUCUGCGGCAAUGGCGGCUUGGGCGUGGGCAGGAGUGUGGGAUCGGUGGGCGGACCAACUGGAGUGGGACCAGUCGUCGUCGGCUUCAGCAGUGCGGUGAAGAAGAACCUGCACAAGAAGUCCACCUCGGUGGGCAACAUGGUGGGCUCCGGUUCGGUGACAACGGUCGUCGAUUUGAAGUCCAACAACGUGAGCUCCCUUCCAGACAUGUUGGACAGCCCGAUCAGCGGAAACUCGGCCUCAACGCGCAGCUCCAGCGACAGCUACUCCUCCAGCUCGUCCACCAAACAGCUGCUCAGCUCCAAUCCGACCACCACGGCGGCCAACAUCAUUGUGGAUGACAAGACAGCUCUGCAGAAUGCCGUCAAUGUUUAGUGCCGGUCUCAGUUGAAUUUCGCGGAAUUUUAGCGUUUCGUUUUCUCGUUUUUAGCCUUGCGUUUACUCUAUUUAUUCGUAGACACAUAGAAUUAGUUAAAUCAAUGCUGCUUCCCCCCGCCCGCAGGAAAAAUUUAAUUUGAGCAUGAGAUAAGGAUAAGGAUGGUCAGGAUGAUAUGAUGAUAUGAUGAUGAUGAGCAGGAGAAUGGCCACCAGGACAAAAACACUUAACCAGUAUACAGUAUACACACACCAUACACACACACACACACACGGAAUGACAGACACGUCCCGCAUGCAUGUGUACGUAGUUUAAUCUAGCAUAAUGGCUUGGGUAUAUAACAAAUAAAUUAAAUCAAAUAAACAAAGGCGCCUAGGGCGCUGCAUUCCACAAUAUAAA
Molecule: messenger RNA, 2946 nt
Organism: Drosophila gunungcola (fruit fly)
Lineage: Eukaryota; Metazoa; Arthropoda; Insecta; Diptera; Drosophilidae
Gene: Mrgn1
Product: E3 ubiquitin-protein ligase MGRN1
Exons: 3
Coding region: 147-2546 (799 amino acids)
Biological process (GO): protein ubiquitination
Cellular component (GO): cytoplasm
Molecular function (GO): ubiquitin protein ligase activity
Source: RefSeq, a predicted model, not a curated record